UUCUACCUCAUUCCUCAACAAUCUCACCAGCAGCCAACUAUAGCUCACACUAGCGCUCUCCCGAUCGACCGAUCAAUGGCGUCGCUGUCCAUGAGCGCGGCCGGGAGGGCGGGGUGGACACCGAAACAGAACAAGCUGUUCGAGCAAGCGCUGGCAGUGCACGACAGGGACACGCCCGACCGCUGGCACAACGUUGCCCACGCCGUUGGUGGCGGCAAGUCGGCUGAUGACGUGAGGCGCUACUACGAACUGCUCGUCCGCGACGUCGCCAACAUCGAGGCCGGCAAGGUGCCCUUCCCCGCCUACCGUCCCCCCUGCCCCGGCCCCAACGUUGGCUACGAGGCCGACAGGCUGAAGCACUUGAAGAUCUAGCGAGAUAGAUGGUAUAUACAUGGAUAUGAAGCAUGUGCGUGCUGGCCAGCAUGGAUGGGGAUAUCCUAUGAUAUGAUAUGCAUGCAAGUCAUGGCGUGCAUGCAACUGUAUAUGCAAGGCUGCUAGCUGGAAGAAAGAGUCGACGAUGCAUGUUCAUAUGUAUACGUAAUUGUUAUAUUUGACAAUAGUAGCUAGUACAGUACAGAUUAGAUGUUAUAUGACGGUCUGCUUCCUUCUCCUGCGUGUAAUUCGCAGUAUUCCUUAUGUAAAUGUACAUUAUAUCGUCUACAGCAAAAUACAGUACUCCCUCCAUGCGAAAA
Molecule: messenger RNA, 692 nt
Organism: Triticum urartu
Lineage: Eukaryota; Viridiplantae; Streptophyta; Magnoliopsida; Poales; Poaceae
Product: protein RADIALIS-like 3
Molecular function (GO): DNA-binding transcription factor activity
Source: RefSeq, a predicted model, not a curated record